Molecule: messenger RNA, 411 nt
Organism: Phacochoerus africanus (Common warthog)
Lineage: Eukaryota; Metazoa; Chordata; Mammalia; Artiodactyla; Suidae
Product: ubiquitin-conjugating enzyme E2 L3-like
Exons: 3
Coding region: 1-411 (136 amino acids)
Biological process (GO): ubiquitin-dependent protein catabolic process; protein K11-linked ubiquitination
Cellular component (GO): nucleus
Molecular function (GO): ubiquitin conjugating enzyme activity
Source: RefSeq, a predicted model, not a curated record
AUGGCAGCCAGCAGGAGGCUGAUGAGGGACACCCCUCCAUAUGAUAAGGAGGCCUUUGGAGUUGAAAUCAUUGUUCCAGCAGAGUACCCAUUCAAACCACCGAAGAUCACAUUUAAAACGAAGAUCUCUCACCUGAACAUCAAUGAAAAGGGGCAGAUCUGGAGGCAGAUCUGUCCACUGGUAAUUAGUGCUGAAAAUUGGAAGCCCACAACCAACACCCACCAAGUCAUCCAGUCCCUCAUAGCACUGGUGGAUGAUCCCCAGUCUGAGCGCCCCUUUGGGCUGACCCAACAGAAGAUUAUUCUAAAGGACUGUAAAAAAUUCUGUGAGAACGCUGAAGAGUUUAUAAAGAAAGAAUGGGAGAAGGUGACCUGUGGAUUAAAAUUUGCCGCGAUUGAUUCCUGCAUGUGA